GGGAGGGGUGAAUGAGUUGAGCUGCAGGAAGCUUGUUCAGCCAUGUUAGUUUUCUCUAGUGUUCACAAACGAUGAGAGAGAGGAGCCAUGGCCUUGUCACUGAGCGGAGACGAUGAGGAAUAUGAUUCAGAGUCUGAGCAGCAGCGGGCGGCCAACCGGCCGAAGCCGAAGGUUGGGACGUCGGCGGCGGCCAUCAAGCUGCCGUCCAAUCGCAGCUCGUCGGGAGCGAGACGCAGGAGGACGCGAUGCCGGAAGUGCGAGGCGUGCGUCCGGACCGAGUGUGGAGAGUGUCACUUCUGCAAAGACAUGAAGAAGUUCGGAGGGCCGGGGCGCAUGAAGCAGUCCUGCAUCAUGAGGCAGUGCAUUGCACCGGUGCUGCCUCACACGGCGGUGUGUGUGGUGUGUAAGGAGGCCGGGAAAGAGGACACACUGGAGGAAGAGGAGGAAAAGUUCAACUUCAUGCUGAUGGAGUGCUCCAUCUGCAACGAGAUCGUCCAUCCCAACUGCCUGAAGGUAAACGAAAGGAGAGCAGCGCUGGGAGCAGUGUCUCUGACAAGGGGGAGUCGCAUGUUAACUGGGUCACAGAAACUCAUAGUACACGACGACCUGAAGGAGAUGUUGGACAGCAACAAAGACUCGCUGAAGCUGGAGGCGAUGAAGCGCAUCGUGGCUAUGAUCGCACGUGGAAAAAAUGCAUCUGAUCUCUUCCCUGCUGUGGUGAAAAAUGUGGCCUGUAAAAACAUUGAGGUGAAGAAGCUGGUGUAUGUUUACUUGGUGCGUUACGCAGAGGAGCAGCAGGACCUCGCUCUGCUCUCCAUCUCCACCUUCCAGAGGGGGUUAAAGGAAAAGUCAGAUGAUCCUUAUUACUCCAAACUCCUACAUCAUAUAAAGACAGAAGAGGAGGACGAAGACCCCUAUGAGGAGGAGGAUGAAGAAGGCAGGGUGCCUCACUUCAGGGGAGGUGUAGAAAGGAGAGGGCGUUUUGGGGACCCUGAAGACGAAGCAGAUGAGAGGGACUCCAGGAGUGCACUCUUGAACCCCUCCGUUAAAACUCCUUUUGGAGACAGUGACCAGUCGCUCUGCAGCUCCCCGCAGGCCGGCCCCAGCAGCGAGGGCGGCAGUGAGACCCAGGAAAAGGGUCCGCGUCGCAAAGCCCGCCGGAAGCGCCGUGUACCCAACAGAGAGCUGAGCCGGGAGCUGAGCAAAGCCCUGAACCAGGAGAUCCAGAAGACGGAGGACUGCCUGGCCAACGAGAACCGGCAGCCCCUCAAGGUGGAGCCGCAGACGGAGAACGAGGAACCCCAGAGGCUGUUCCGCAACGAGCUGGGGGAUCAGAGGCCCCACCUCAAGAACAAAGAGAUGAACGGGACCCCCUGGGAGCUGCGCCACUUCUACCCCAGUCAGAUCACCCCGCUGGGCUUCAACAGGAGCACCCCCACCAACCGGCCCGUGCCCCCACACUCCCCGCCCAAGUGUGUCCAGAUGGAGCGGCACGUGAUUCGGCCGCCCCCGAUAAGCCCGCCCCCCGACAGACUGCCGCUGAAAGACGGGAAAUCCCACGUCAUUCAGCGAGAGGUGUGGAUGAAGAUCUUCGGAUACCUCACCCACCAGGAGCUGUGCGUCUGCAUGAGGGUCUGCAAGACGUGGAACCGAUGGUGUUGUGAUAAGAGACUCUGGACGAUGAUCGACCUGAACCGCUGCACCUCCAUCACGCCUCUCAUGCUGAGUGGGAUUAUCCGCCGGCAGCCGGGCUCCCUGGACCUCAGCUGGACCAACAUCUCCAAGAAACAAUUGGGCUGGCUUAUAAACAGAUUGCCAGGUCUUCGGGUGUUAAAGUUGUCGGGGUGUUCCUGGGCGGCGGUCUCUGCGCUCUGCACCUCCAGCUGCCCUCUGCUGCGCACCCUGGACGUCCAGUGGGUAGAGGGGCUCAAAGACGCUCAGAUGAGGGACCUCCUCUCUCCCCCCACAGACAACAGACCAGGUCAGCUGGAUAACCGCUGCAAGCUGCGGAACGUGGAGGACCUGCGCCUGGCGGGGCUGGACAUCACCGACGCGUCUCUACGCCUCAUCAGCCGGCAGAUGCCCUCUCUCUCCAUGCUGGACCUGAGCUACUGUAACCACAUCAACGACCAGUCGGUCAACCUGCUGACCGCCGCCGGGACCACCACCAGGGACUCCCUAACAGACAUCAACCUGUCAGUUUGUAACCGGGUCACAGACCAUUCCCUGAACUUUUUCAAGCGCUGCGGCAGCAUCUGUCAGAUCGACCUGCGCUUCUGCAAGCAGGUGACGAGGACGGCCUGCGAGCGCUUCAUCGCAGAAAUGUCAGUGAGCGUGCCGUUCAGACUGAAAGAGGACAAACUGCUGCAGAAGGCCAGCUAGUUAUUCCUAACAACCAAUAAAAGACUUUGCACUUAAUGGAACAAUAUUUUUCUUUGUAAACUGCUCCUGUGAUAAGUCUCUGAAUCGAUUUAAAGAAACUGAAACGAGACGGAUUCCGGAGACACAUUCACUGGACAGAAAAAAGGAUGCAUGCAUUUGUGUUGCGAUUAUACUUUUUUUUAAAGAUGUGUUUAUUUGUUGGGUUGUUUAUUUUUAUUCUUUAAAUAUUUGAGAACACAGUAUUUUUAUACAAGCUUCACUUCACAGAGUUUACUCAACAUGUCUCAGGAGCUGAGAAUCACAGAGAGACUGCAUGGCAUGUGAACAGAGAAAAUAUCCCCUUCCUCACUUUGCCUUCAUACGACCAUAUCUUCUACGUGUCAACAUCUGUAUGUGACUUUAAUGGAACUUCAGUAUCGAGACAAAAAAAGAUGACCUGUACAGAAAUAAAUAUCUGAUUAAAUUAUCAUUACUUUUUCUCAAAUAUUUAGAAUGUAUUUCAAAACGACGAACAUAUUUCCUUUCACACCCUCAUGUCUUCACUUAUCUUAAUACUUUUAUAAAUUGUUGAGUGUUGUGUUUGACAUUUCAACAUUAAUUUAUUGAUUUUGUUUUUUUAUUACAGUUUAUAUUUAUUCAUUUAUUCAAUAAGUUGACAUUGAUGCCUCAGAACCGGAUCAAAUAAUGCUAGCUAAUAACUUAUCGGGUUAGUUUGAGCCUGUUGGUGGAGUUUAACACACAGUCAGUGGCAGGAAGUUGACAUUAAUACAAUGUGAAAUGACUUUACCUGAAUGACCUGCCACUGACUGUAUGACACAGUCAGCCUCACACAUCUGGCCACAGGCUUAAGAAAGUAUUGUGCAAAUAACUUAUUUGCAUAAUGUUUAAAUAAAAGCUCCAUACAGUAGGUGUCGUGUGUAUUUUGGGGUGUUGUGCUGUAAUCAAUCACCUGAGGUGAAUGUGAUCAUGUUUAUAUUUGUAAAUCCAAAAACUAUGCUAAUAUGCAUUAAAAUAAUUUCAUUUGUAUCAUCACCGAGUCUUUCUUGAGUCCAUUUAUUUCAAUAUAUCUGCAAUAAAUACUCACACUUUCCCAUAAAGCUUCAAUAACAUUAAACGGAUCUUUCCUUCUUGGGGAAAUGUAAAGUCAUAUUUAAAUGGGUUUUUCAGCGCUGGAGCUAAAUUAAGAAAGGUCUUUGGCCUUCUGUUUUUUAAUGCAGGACCGAACAACUUCUACAUUUAAAACGACAUUAAUUCUGCACAGAAAUAAAGCUCAACGUCGAGGCAGUGAAUACAAGUGGAAAUCCUAUUUUUUGGGGCGUUUUGGAUUAUGUAUUUUUAAUUAAUAUGAUCACUUUAGAACUACUUAUGUGAAUACAUGUUUGCAAAAUGUCCUUCGGUUCUUGCGAUUUUCUAUCGGUUUUCUUUUAGUAUACAGAGUACCACAUUUCAACCUGAUCCAGUAGGUGAGGCUGAGUGACGCUCAGAAUACAUCUCUCUGAAAAUGCAUAACCAAAAGGUCAGUCAGUACACUGCUUUGUUCCAGAAUGAUGCAUAUAUCUUGACAUACAUUUUAUAUCAUUUUGUAAAUAUAUUCCUGCUCCCCAAAUAAUUAAAUGUUACAUACUUUGGUGAUGCAUCGAUUGUUGUCCUGGUUUGUUUAAAAUGUCUCUACAUUACAGGAUGGAUGGUGUUUUAAGCGAUUCUUGCCCCGACAAGACAAUCUGUAAUCAUUUGGAUCUCGUAAAGUACCCUUAAACAUAGCACCAUCUUCAGGUGGUAAUGCUCGAUAAAUAUUUUUAGAACACCUUAAAUUUGACAAGCCAAAACCAGUAAAUAUUUGGUGUUUUUACCUUACUAAACAACUUCAAAUUAUUACUCAAUUAUCAAAAUAUAAUUAUUUUUGUGUGUGUUGAUGAAUUCAUUUCAUUAUUUCAGCAAUUCAUAUUUGAUCUAAGAUGGUUAAAGGGAAACUGUCGGUGAUGCACGAGUAUACAAAAACAGGCUUUAAAUAAAAUCUUUAAUUACCAAAAUAAAAAGUUCAACAUCCCCAAAUACAAAGACUUGCACACUAUUCGACCCUCUCUAAAGGAAAGAUGCUCCUGCUCCGCUGCUGCUAAUGAUUUUAGGGACAUCUUUACUCUAAGAGCAGCAAUGUUGACUUUGUCUGGGUACUUCUAAAAUGUGCAGGAGUAGAGGGGGAGAAUGUGGAGAAGAUGGGGAAUAACAUAACCAGCGUCAUACGGUUCUCAUCAUGCUCUGGUUUAAGAGGGACAGAUCAUUCAAGCUAUGCAGAUUAAACACAUUUCAAAACCACUUGACAGAAAAACGUUACUCUGAUAUAAUAAACCCAACCCCAGUGACAUUUCAAUAAUCUGAUAUUACACCGUUCAAAUCAAAUGGAAAAAAUAGAUAUUUACAUCUCAUAUGGAUCAUUAUAUGCAAAUAUACAUUAGCAAGUCAUUAUUUUGUAUAUACUUUUCUAUACCACAGUUGUCAGUAAACUUGGAGCUAUAUCUUUGAAAAGUUAGUAUGAGAAAAAAAAAAACUAAAAAGCACUUCAUUCCACUCCAAACGAUGUACAACAACAAAAAUAACAAACAUUCAGUUUCACACCGACAGUUCAGCUGGAAACAGGAAGAUGGUUGGAGGAGUUAGCACCGGUUUUUGUCUUUCAACUAAAAAGCUGCUAAGACAGAAGCUACAGCCGAGGUUAGCUAUUGCUGUAAGAGACUUUGUAUGACGGUUUAAAUGUGUAAUGCAUUGAGAGCUGCAGCGAUUAAUGAAUUACAUAACUUUCGAAAAAAAAAAUGUAAACUCAUUUGAAUAAUGGUAAAAGUAAUUUUUGCAUGCCAUUAUGGAUUUUUAGCUUCUUAAAUAUAGAGAUUUACUGCAUUCCUCAGUUUUAUCCCAUAUUAAAAACUUAAUAUAUUUGGGUUUUGGACUCACACAAUAAGACAUUGUAUUGUGUGAGUCCAACACAAUAAUUUUCUGACAUUUUAAAGCCCAAACAAUUAAUCAAGAAAAUAAUAGGCAGACAAAUGAACAACUAGUUGCAGCGCUAAGUGCAUUAUUCUGCGCCUCUAAAACAAUAAUAAUUCAAUAUAAUUAAUAAUGCAUUGAUUCCAUCAGUCAAGACUGCAUAGCACUUGCCCAUUUCUAGGCUGAGUAACACUAGGUUUUACUUCAAAAGAAAAAACAAGCUCAGUUAUUUCUAAUUUGAUCUUUUUUUCAACUGAUAAACAAACAAAUUAAGUAGCCUUUAAACUUCAUCUCACAAGGUUUCCAAGAAUCAGUACACAUGUUACUUCAGCCAUUGUUAUUGGUCAUAGUUUAGAGACUGUUGUGAGCGGUGGUGCAUUAACACAGUGUGAACAAAGUGCUGAAAAAUCAACAUCCGCACAUGCUGACACCCACACAGUGGAGGGGGGAGGAAAUGGGUGACAGGCAUAGAGCAACACCCAUUAUUUGGCACCUUGUUCACUCACCCUCUGUCCUGUGGUGAGGUUCAGUUUGCUUCUGUCCUCGGUGUUUCUAUGAUAUGUAUUGACGUGCAGCAGUCGUAAAGAAGCUACAGCUUAUAGGCAGAUCUGAGGGUGAUGCGUUGUGUUAGACAGGACUACAAGUGGCUGAGUGCCACACAUUCUUUGCUUUGAGAAACUGUAAGAAAA
Notothenia coriiceps (black rockcod) is the source of this 6050-nucleotide messenger RNA. It is a transcript of the gene kdm2ba, whose product is annotated as lysine (K)-specific demethylase 2Ba. Gene Ontology annotation, cellular component: membrane coat. Gene Ontology annotation, molecular function: zinc ion binding; DNA binding; protein binding. The record is from RefSeq and is a predicted model, not a curated record. Lineage: Eukaryota; Metazoa; Chordata; Actinopteri; Perciformes; Nototheniidae. Gene Ontology annotation, biological process: intracellular protein transport; vesicle-mediated transport. Bases 88 to 2382 code for a protein of 764 amino acids. The transcript has 12 exons.